This is a messenger RNA of Drosophila innubila, 2461 nucleotides long. It is a transcript of the gene Sac1, whose product is annotated as phosphatidylinositide phosphatase SAC1. Gene Ontology annotation, molecular function: phosphatidylinositol-4-phosphate phosphatase activity. The transcript is spliced from 2 exons. Bases 301 to 2067 code for a protein of 588 amino acids. Gene Ontology annotation, biological process: phosphatidylinositol dephosphorylation. Lineage: Eukaryota; Metazoa; Arthropoda; Insecta; Diptera; Drosophilidae. The record is from RefSeq and is a predicted model, not a curated record. Gene Ontology annotation, cellular component: endoplasmic reticulum.
UGUGUUUGUGCCUUCGUCACCUCGUUUGGCUUUUAAAUUAUUCAAAAUUGUUAUGUUUGUUGUUGUUAGCUGAGUUAUAGCAUCUCCAAAAUUGGAAAAAAGCUACUGCCGCUGAACGAGACGUCACCGCACACAGGACGAGCGUGAGCGCUGUAAAAACAUAAGCUGCAGUUACCAUCGUUGCUGUUUUUGCUACUGCUGCCGGUGCUUGAGUGUGUGUGCGUGUGUGUUGCGUGUGAGCGCCGUCAUCAGUGGGAGCUAUUGAUAAAAGGUGCAACCUCGGACCACUUGACCGCCACGAUGGAUUCAGAAAACGACGUUUACGAUGACAUGAAUCUGUACAUAACGCAGGAGAGCUUCAUUGUCGAACCGAAUGGUCAGAGCGAGCUAUUGAUUAUUGGCCGACUCGACAAGGUGACGCGGGUGCAGGCCAAGACCACACAGCUGACGAAUCUACGUCCGACACGACGCAUAUGCGGCAUUCUCGGCUCCAUACACCUCCUCAGCUGUGACUAUCUGCUGGUGGCCACCCACCGCAUCUUUGUGGGCGUCAUUAACAAUACCAUCGUGUGGCGUCUGGCCGGCUAUGAUAUUAUACCCUACAUUCCCAAUGCCAUUCAACGCUCGGAAAAUGAGGAAUACUUGAGUAUGCUGCGCAAGACUCUGGACACCAAAUUCUAUUAUUUCUCCUACCGUUAUGAUCUGACGCAAACGCUGCAACGUCAGCGGGAACUCAGCGCAAAGUCUCGAGGACUUGGUCUGCUGCAGCGUGCUGAUAAGCGCUUUGUUUGGAAUAACUACGUGCUGCAGCAGUUUAGGUGCGAGAAAAUGGAACGAUUCCAACUGCCACUGGUGCUGGGAUUUGUGUCGGUCAAUCAGGUGCAAAUCAAUGGACAGACCUUCUUCUGGAGCAUCAUAACUCGCAGAUCUGUGGAGCGCGCGGGCACACGUCUGUUCUGUCGUGGAAGCAACGAUCAAGGUCAUGUGGCGAACUUUGUGGAGACGGAACAGAUUGUCGAGUUCAAUGGACAGUACACAAGCUUUGUCCAAACGCGAGGCAGCAUGCCCUUCCACUGGCACCAGCUGCCCAACUUGCGCUAUAAGCCCAGACCUCGUCUCAUUCCCGGCAAGGAUCAAUUGGCUGCAUGCGCGGCGCAUUUCAAUGCACAGAUCCAAAUCUAUGGACAGCAGGUGGCAGUCAACUUGGUGGAUCAAAAAGGUGCCGAGGGUGAACUGGAGGCGACAUUUGCCCGACUGGUGCGAGAAUUGGGUAACACUUCGGUGCGUUACGAGGCCUUCGAUUUCCAUCACGAGUGCCGGAAGAUGCGUUGGGAUCGACUCAACAUUCUGAUCGAUAGAUUGGCCCACGAACAAGAAGAUUUUGGUUUCUAUCAUGCCUUCGACAAUGGCAACUUGGUGUCCACGCAGACGGGUGUCUUUCGGACCAACUGCAUUGACUGCCUGGACAGAACCAAUGUGGUGCAGAGCAUGCUUGCCCGCCGCUCCUUGACCGCUGUUCUCCAAAAGCUGGGUGUGCUGCAUGUGGGACAACGUGUCGAACAGGCUUCCAAUAACUUUGAGGCGAUAUUUAAAGGCGUUUGGGCGGACAAUGCCGAUCUGGUAUCGCUGCAGUAUUCUGGCACUGGUGCCCUCAAAACGGACUUCACCCGCACCGGGAAACGCACAAAGGCGGGUGCCAUGAAUGACGGCAAGAACUCACUGAUACGCUAUUAUUUGAACAACUUUGCGGAUGGUGUGCGUCAGGAUGGCAUUGACCUGUUCUUGGGCAACUAUGUAAUCAAUGAAAACGAGGGCAGCAUUCUGCCAUCGCCACUGAUGGCUCAACGAGGCUGGCGCUACUAUGCCUUCCCCUCGGUGCUGCUUAUCGCUGUGGCCAUGUUCAUUAUCACCAUGACAUAUCCGGCCGAGUUCAAUACGGAAAAUCUGCUAUUUAUGCUUUUCUGGGGUGCCAUGAUUGCGGUCAGUGCCACCGGCAUUCUGCACUACGGCGUUGAGUUUGUCCAAUGGCCACGGCUUUUUCCGCUCAUAUCCUUUCAGCCCGCCUGACGUUAAUAUCGUUUAGAAGACCGAUGACUGCCCACAUCUGCAUGCACCUACGCUCGCAAACAAAAUGAAAGACAAUGCACGAACAACUAUAAUCAACAAAAUUCCUGUAUACAAUGCUACUACCAAUCGCGUAAAUUGUGUUAAACACAUUUAUUUGUAUCCCCGUCUUUUACCCGCCCAUAACCCACCCCCUUAGCUAAUUAUUGUAUUUCUUAUGCAUAAGUACAAGCAACUUACGCGAGCUUCUUGUAAGGGUGAUGACCGUAAAGAAGGUGAAGUGAUCACUUAAAAUUUCAUAAAAAAAAAGUAGCCCAAAACCAUUUUGUAGAACAAUUUCCGACGUUAUAUAAAAAUAAAGGAUAUUAUGCAUUGCCAGAAAAUAAAACCUAUGAAA